AUGGCAACAGAGCGUCCAGAAAUUGCUCAAUUGGUGCAAAUGAUGAUCAAUUUCGGACCAUCAGUCUUUUUAGAUCAUAUGAAUCUCGGAAAGGAAAUCUGUGUUCAUUUAAUGUUUAUGACUUGGGGUUACGACUGGGAACAAUUUAACUAUACUCUGCUGUCCGACAUUAUGACUCACUUACCUGGCGGUGGUUCAUCUAAUACAGUGACGCACUAUUCUCAAGGAUUUCAAUCGGGCAAAUUUUGCCAAUAUGAUUACGGUUGCGCAAAAAAUUUAUUAAUAUACAACUCGGUAGAACCUCCAGACUACGAUCUAUCAAAAAUCAUGGUUUCGAUCGCAUUGUUUUAUGGCCCUGGCGACACCUUGGUUGACAUUGUGACGUAA
This is a messenger RNA of Nylanderia fulva, 387 nucleotides long. NCBI's taxonomy places the organism in Eukaryota, Metazoa, Arthropoda, Insecta, Hymenoptera, Formicidae. The record is from RefSeq and is a predicted model, not a curated record.